Molecule: messenger RNA, 1879 nt
Organism: Drosophila grimshawi
Lineage: Eukaryota; Metazoa; Arthropoda; Insecta; Diptera; Drosophilidae
Gene: Lcch3
Product: gamma-aminobutyric acid receptor subunit beta-like
Exons: 7
Coding region: 230-1723 (497 amino acids)
Biological process (GO): monoatomic ion transmembrane transport; regulation of membrane potential; signal transduction
Cellular component (GO): synapse; membrane; neuron projection
Molecular function (GO): extracellular ligand-gated monoatomic ion channel activity; GABA-A receptor activity; neurotransmitter receptor activity
Source: RefSeq, a predicted model, not a curated record
UCUUUGGUUGUACAAAUAUAUAGUGAUAUGUGCAUCAUAGUCAUGAAGUAAAUAAUAAAUAACAAAACAAAAACAAAAAAAAAAAACAACAAAAAAACGUAUCCGCAUCGAACGGAAACCAAUGCCAGAGUAUCAGUAUCCGGAAUGAAACUGGAAACGACAGCACAGACAAUGCCAACGAGUUGAGAACCACAAAACGAUAGCAAUCGCAACUGUUAACGCUGCCAAUAUGACUAGCUAUUGGUACCUGGGCGUCUGUUAUAGCCUGCUGCUGUUGCUGCUGAGUGCCCAGCUGUCAUUGGUUCGAUGCAAGCGAAAAGAAAUGCUCGCGGGUCGCUUAGAGAAUGUAACACAGACGAUCUCAAAAAUACUGCAAGGAUAUGAUAUACGCCUGCGGCCCAAUUUUGGCGGUGAGCCUUUGCACGUGGGUAUGGAUUUGACUAUAGCAAGCUUUGAUGCGAUCUCAGAAGUUAAUAUGGACUAUACUAUAACAAUGUAUUUGAAUCAGUAUUGGCGCGACGAGCGCCUGGCUUUUAAUAUAUAUGGACCAUACUACGAUACCGAUGCAGAGGACGAUGGAGUCAACGAUGUGCUGACGCUGUCUGGCGACUUUGCCGAGAAGAUUUGGGUGCCAGAUACAUUCUUUGCCAACGACAAGAAUAGCUUCCUACAUGAUGUCACUGAGCGAAAUAAGUUGGUACGUCUUGGCGGCGAUGGAGCCGUUACCUACGGCAUGCGAUUUACCACGACACUGGCCUGCAUGAUGGAUUUGCACUAUUACCCACUGGACUCUCAGAACUGCACCGUGGAAAUCGAGAGCUAUGGUUACACGGUCAGCGACGUAGUCAUGUACUGGAAGCCAACACCGGUACGCGGCGUAGAGGACGCCGAACUGCCACAAUUCACGAUCAUUGGUUAUGAGACGAACGACAGGAAGGAGCGGCUGGCCACUGGUGUCUACCAGAGGCUGUCGCUCUCCUUCAAAUUACAGCGCAACAUUGGAUACUUUGUGUUCCAGACGUACUUGCCCAGCAUACUGAUCGUAAUGCUGUCCUGGGUAUCAUUUUGGAUUAACCACGAGGCAACGAGCGCUCGAGUAGCGCUUGGUAUAACAACGGUCCUCACCAUGACAACGAUCAGUACGGGAGUACGCAGCUCCUUGCCCCGCAUCUCCUACGUAAAAGCCAUUGAUAUCUAUUUGGUGAUGUGCUUUGUGUUCGUAUUUGCGGCGCUCCUUGAAUACGCUGCGGUCAAUUAUACAUACUGGGGCAAGCGAGCCAAGAAGAAGAUCAAAAAGCUGAAGGAUUGUGAUCAACAUAAAAUAGGUAAAUUGGAAAAAUCCGAAACGUGUUCAACAACAGAAGACAUUAUUGAGCUGCAGGACGUGCGCAUGAGUCCUAUACCUUCUUUGCGCAAGGGUAACUAUAAUGUGACCCUCGGCUCCAUCGGCACAGAGACCAUGGACUUGGCCAAGUUCCCGCCAAGCUUUCGCAUUACUCGUAACUAUGGUGCUGGUCGUAGUCAGCUGCGACAUCGUGGUCAAAGAGGAAUCUCAGCACGUCCCCGCAUGAUGCAUGCCAUUAAAAAGAGCGCCUCAGCCAUUAGGGCGACAUUACCAAAAAUCAAGGAUGUUAACAUUAUUGACAAGUAUUCACGCAUGAUAUUCCCCAUUAGCUUUUGUGCGUUCAACCUGGGAUACUGGAUCUUCUACAUAUUAGAAUAAGUAGUUGCUGCUGAAAAUCUUAGUCAUAUUUACCAAAGUGUCAUAGCCCCUGGCCUCCACCUGCUGCCCUCCCACUGAUGAGAAAUGAUAUAUAUUGAUGACAUUGACCAAUUUAUAUAUAUAUAUAAAUGAAUGAUAAACCUGCUACAUACUCAC